GUUGUGGCUCCCACCCCUGUGAUGUGCCACAACAAGAAGCGCAGGGGAGCACCAAAUCGGUUUAUUUAUUUUCAAUAGCUAAUCUUGAGUACUUCAACUUCUACUUUAGAGCGCGCGUUUUCCUUUGAUCGAUUAGAUACGAGAGAAGGAGAACACAUCUUCGACUCGGACGUGCGGGAUCAUUUUAGUAUAUAGAAUUAUGUCCUCUUCCGGCAGCACGGCGCACCGCGUACGCACGAGGCUGUCCGACUGGCAAGAAAAUGCGAAACAGCUGACGCAGUUACGCAGGGACGAGGACCGAAACGACAACCAGGCGGAGUUUCUGCGGCGGGAACUGUCGCAGCGGAUCAAGGAACAGGCCCUGUUCAGCAAGCAGGAGCGGGAGCAGAUCAUGGCCUGCGUGGCGGCGCAGAAAAAGCUGGACUUGCUGAAAACGGCCGUGUGGAAGAAAAAAACUGCGAUAGAAAAGCUGCAAGCGAAUUUAUUGGAGAAAAAAUCCCUUCUGUCGGAGAAGCAAAGACACAACGAAUCGCUGCGGAGAAGUGUGCAGUCGGUGGUGAAGCGGUUUAAGGAGAUGCACACAGCAAGAGAUAGCCAUCAAGUGCCUAUGCUUAAUACAAUACCGCCGCCUGCAGGCCGCGCAGCUGGGGGUGUCGUGGGGGCGGGGGUGUCGCAUCUUCCCAGUAGUAAUACGGGAAAUAACUACGGAGCAUCUUCGUCGUCUUCCACGACCAGCGGAGGUGGUGGUGGUGCACACAAUGCGAAAGUCCCGAACCACCUCGCCGACAACGCCAUGCUGUUGCGCGCACGGCGGAUCUACAUGGCGCGGCAGCUGAUGCAGCUUUUCCCGAUCGAGAAGCGCACGGACCACGAGUAUCGCGAGGAAAAAUCCCCCCUCCCCAUAUUGAAAAGGUGCGCUUUCGAAAAUUUGCGUUGCUGAUUUGUUACCACAAAUCGCGUCUGUCUUGCAAGAAGGCAACCUCACAGGUUCCGCCGCAUUAUGCAGGCGGUUUGUCAUGCUGUUGGGCCUACAGCGCAGACGUUUUUUAUGCUAAGCGACUAGGCCAAAGCCUCUCUACUCUGGCUUGAUAUGGGUCUGCAGUCCUCUCCAGCAAGACAAAUCUCAUCUGUUUACGCAAAUCCAGCAUCAGAAACAUCGUUUUGAUAUGGGGAGGGGGGAUUUUUCUUUUUGAUAACGAGCCAAGGAGGAUUCGGAGUCUGCCCGUCUCGGUGAACCUGUCCCAAGUGGAUUCCGGCCGCGAGGCGGAGAUUCGGAACACGGCCCUGGGCUACGUCGCGCACUUUUUUCUGCUGCUGACGAAGUACCUGGAUAUAUCCUAUGUAAAAACGCCCCCACCCCUGAGUUGUCAUGCAGAUUUGCGACUACAGGAACAUUUGUAAUGCGCAGCUCUACGAGAGGCAUUUCCAAUCGUGUUUUGGAAUCUGUAAUGCUGUAAACAGGAUGGGAAAGUGGCUUUCUCAUGCAGCUUCUCUUGGUAACCAGCACUACACUGCAGAUAGAAACUUGUCAUGCACAACUCCCAAACUUUGGAGAUUUGUGUUGCAGAUUUACCAUCAACUUGACUUUGGGGUGGGGACGUUUUUAGUCAGGAUAGAAUAUACCGGUCCGCCACUCCGUCCGGUUUUCCGGCACGUCGCUGUGCUUCGUUCUGUAUCAGAAGGCAAAAUCCCCCCUCCCCAUAUUGAGCGGGUAUGUUUCCGAAAAUUUGUGUUGCGGAUUUGAGGUCACAAAUCACAUUUGUAUUGCAAGAAAACAAGGGCAGAAGCUUCCGCCCCAUUAUGGAAGCGGUUUGUCUUGCUGUUGGGCCUAAAGGGGAGCCGUUUGCCAUGCUGAACAACUAGACCCCUACGCCCCUAUCUAGCCCGGGGACCUGGCCGCAAUGCCUCUCUGCAAUACAAAUCUGAUUUGUGUACACAAAUCCAGCAUCAGAAGUUUCGUGUUGAUAUGGGGAGGGAGGAUUUUUCCAUUCGAUAUUCUGGCGAACAUACGCAUUGCAACUUAUAUCGAUCUAGGUCUGGAAACUUAUAAAGUGCUAGUCUGGUAUGAAAAUAAUUAUUUCUAUACGCGCACUGCAAUAGUACGCAGACGCAGCCAUGCAUGACAAGUUUCUGAGCUGCUACAAGGCGAAGCUGCGCAUGAAGAUUCCGCAUGACCAGGUGCAUCACAGAGUUCCGAGUCAGACCGAUACUGUUUCCUUGGAUAGAAGAGCCCGACGUGCAACACCGCCGGGCUGGCAAGUUUGAACGAGUUGUUUUCAUCAAACUCCGGGGCCGCGAUGAACCACGCUUCUUCCGCCUCCGCCGCCGGAACAUCCGCAGCAACCGCGGCGCUGGGGGUCGCGUCCGGCCUGACGAAUGUGGCGAAGAACAUCCAAAAUUUCAUCACCAGCGCGGGCAUCACGCAGCAGCAGUUUGAGCGGCAGAUCACGGUGUGCCCCAUGUUCUACCGCGGGUCCUACAACAGCAAGUCUAAAUUCCCCUUCGAAAGCACGGGGUCCAACUUGCAGCAAGCCGUAGGGCACCUGUUGGCGAACCUCGCGCAGCUGUACCUGGCGUUGGGCUACGAGCAGCUGACGAUGAGGGAGGGAUAUGACCUGCUCAAGCGUUACAAUCUCAAACGUUACAAUAGAACUGGGAAAUCUGUGAUGCAAGAAGUGCAUGAUCUAGCCAAGUCUCAUAGGACUGCGCAUGACAAGUUCCAGAGUCCCAAACCGCGCUACAAUCUGCCGCAAUUUGUGUUGCGGAAAGUGGAGUGGUCUGUGAGUCUGUCAUGCUCAUUAUGCAAGACAAAUUUUUCCAGAUUCUAUUGUAACGUUUGGGAUUGUAACGUUUGAGCAGGCCAUAAGGAACUGUUGGAAAAUCUAGAAUUUCUCCUCGCCAAGGAGUUUCUGUGAUGAAGGGUACUACGUAUCCUAUGUAAAACCGUCCCCGCCCCAGAGUCGUCGUACAAAUCUGCAUGCCAAAAAAGUUUCUCAUGGGAAGCCCCAUGAGAAGCCUUUUCCAGUCGUGUUUUGGGAUUUGUGAUGCUAGAAAUAGCAUGAUGUGAUAGAUCUGUGAUGCUGCUAAACUAGCUCAACAGGAUAACACUACGAGGGCGAACUUGUCAUGCGAAACAGCCAAAGUCUGCUGAUUUGUCUAGCAGCUUUCCCAUCUUGACUCUGGUAUGGGGACGUUUUUACUCGGUAUACUGCGCCCGAAAAGUUUGAGUUAUGGAAAAUGUUCGGUGUGAAGCGAAUUCCUAGAAUGAUUCCUUGCGACGAAAAAUGAAUAAAAUCAAGCGACUGGAGGUGCCUGGCUGUUUUUGCAUGACGAGUAGCCAGAUAACAAACUACUACACAACUCGCAUGACGAGAUCGGCGAUGCCGUAAAUACAAGCAAGUAAUGCGAAGAAAGAGAAACGAGAAAGCGUGAUAGAUGGG
Molecule: messenger RNA, 3440 nt
Organism: Amoebophrya sp. A120
Lineage: Eukaryota; Dinophyceae; Syndiniales; Amoebophryaceae
Source: the annotation of a GenBank genome assembly